AUGUCGGGCUACAAGUACGAUGAGGAGGGCGGUCAGUUCUUCACAUUCGUGCUGACGGCGCUCCUCGCGUUGAUCAUCCCGUAUACCUAUCGUGUUCUUCGGCCUAAACGCGAUGCAGCUCAAGUGCAUGGCUGGCUGGAUCAGCGUGGGCACAAAACACGGAUCGUCAAGUGGAUGAUGCGCACGCCUUCAUCUGUGUGGAUCCUUCGUGCCUCCAUCCUGGUGGUGGGUUGGUGCGGUGUGGUGUAUCUGUUUCACCGCGUUGCCUCCGCUGCGCAAUCGACACAGCACACGAUUUACGAUCCGUUUGCGAUCCUCGGUAUCGCGGCUUCGGCCACGGAGCGCGAGAUUCGUCGGCAGUACCGCCGCCUCAGUCUCGAGUUCCAUCCAGACAAAGUCAAGCCUGACGCGUCAAACCAGACGAAGGAGGAAAUUGAGUCGCAUUACAUUGAGCUGACGAAGGCGUACAAAGCCCUCACGGACGAAACGAUCCGCAAAAACUACGAAGAGUACGGCCACCCAGAUGGCCGUCAGGAAAUGUCGAUGGGCAUUGCGCUUCCUACAUGGGUCGUCGAGAGCAAAAACAAUGUGUGGGUCUUGGCUGGGUACGGCCUGCUCUUUGGUGUAGUACUGCCUGUGCUGGUAGCGCGUUGGUGGUACGGUGCACGAUCGCGUACCAAGGAUGGCGUGCUGAAUGCGACGGCCCUGGCGUUCUUCAUGAAGCUGAAGCCUACAGUGUCAGCAGAGGAUAUGCCACUGAUGCUGGCGCAGACUGAAGAAUUGCAGGCGUAUGCGACAUCGCUGCAGCCUCGUGAUGAGACGGCGUACAAGCAACUUGAAUCGGCCACGCUGCUGUCGUACAAGGACGUGUACAACAAGGAGCUUUCCCUUGAGACAGCAGGCCCACGCUCCGUGCAACGUGCGUUGAUCCUGUUCACCUCGUACUUGCACCGCGUGGAGACGGGCAACGACCAUGUAGCGGAAGUACAGCAUGCCGUGGGUCGGUACUCGGAAAAGCUGCUUACGAGUCUCAUGGCGAUGAGCACGGCGCACAACCGCUUGAAGCAGACCAAUGCCAUUCGCGAUAUGACGGCGCAUGUUGUGCAAGCGGUGCCUCUGUUUGGCGGACGUAUUUCGGAAGUGCUGCAGCUGCCGCAUAUGACCAUGACGUUGGCGAAGAAGGUAGCAGAGCACGAUAUGGUGGCUAAGCAAGGUAUUCAGGGCCUGUGGAAGGUGCCGGAUGCGGAGCGCAAGGCGCUGCUGUGCGGCGAAAAAGGUAUGACGGACGAGCAGUACGCCGAAUGCAUGCGUGCGCUGAGUGAAUGGCCGCGUAUUGAAAUGGUCGAUGCGUACUUUACUGUGGUCGGGGAGGAGCGUGUGAAUGCGGGCUCGAUGAUGCACCUCGUGUUGAAACUGCGUUUGCUGCCUUUGAAACGUGAUGGCUCCUUGCUGCGACAUGGCCGACGUCUUGAUGCCAAGAAUAAGGACGGGCAGGAUAGUGUGCGUCCCGGCACGAGUGAAGAUGCCAAGCCGAACGAAGCGCAUAGCGGUCGGCAACGUAUGGGCUACGUGUACGCGCCGCACUUUUGUGAGGAGCGCCGUCCACAGUGGUUCAUGCAGAUGGGCGAUAACAAGAACGAUCACUUGAUUCUCUCGCCGACCAAGUUUGGCGACGUCGGCGUAACGGAGACGCGCGUCGUGCAUAUGCCUAUUAUUGCGCCGCCGGAGCCGGGCUUGUAUGUAUUCCAGGUGGACGUCGCGUCGGAUUCGUACGUCGGUUCCAACGCCUCGAAACUCAUGCGGCUCUACGUGGCAGAGCAGUUGAUGCCGAAGCCUGAGGAGGAAGAUGAGAUCUCUGAUCCGGAAGAGGACUCCAUUGCUGGUCAGAUGGCAAUUAUGCGUGGCGAGCGUGUGAAGCCCUCGAAUGCGGUCUAUGAAGAGGAGGAGGACGAAGACGAAGGAGACGAGGAGGAGGAUGAGGAGGAAGACGACGACGACGACGACGAUAGCGAUUCCGACUAG
Messenger RNA from Malassezia pachydermatis, 2022 nucleotides. RefSeq names its product sec63-er protein-translocation complex subunit. Gene Ontology annotation, molecular function: transmembrane protein transporter activity; RNA binding. The record is from RefSeq and is a predicted model, not a curated record. Gene Ontology annotation, cellular component: Sec62/Sec63 complex. Bases 1 to 2022 code for a protein of 673 amino acids. Lineage: Eukaryota; Fungi; Basidiomycota; Malasseziomycetes; Malasseziales; Malasseziaceae. The transcript is spliced from 3 exons. Gene Ontology annotation, biological process: SRP-dependent cotranslational protein targeting to membrane; post-translational protein targeting to endoplasmic reticulum membrane.